Molecule: messenger RNA, 1352 nt
Organism: Lates calcarifer (barramundi perch)
Lineage: Eukaryota; Metazoa; Chordata; Actinopteri; Centropomidae
Gene: lg1h3orf38
Product: linkage group 1 C3orf38 homolog
Exons: 4
Coding region: 85-960 (291 amino acids)
Source: RefSeq, a predicted model, not a curated record
GAUACUUGUUCCUGUACGGACAAAUUUCAAGCAGGACGCUAAUGGACGAAGGGAUCCUCAAGUUUUCAUUUAGGGGUGUCAAAGAUGUCAGGACUGUCAGAAACAGAGCGUGCCGGGUGUGCAGAGAUACUGAAGUUGAUGUCUAACAGUGACUUACUGUCACUUAGUGACACAGUCACUAAUAAGUUGAUAGUUGUGGAAAAUAUCAGCGAGGCUACAGCAUCAAUUCUGUCCUUCAGUAGAAAUGCAGAGGAACUCCUGAGAAGGAAAAAGGUUCAUCGUGACCUCAUUUUCAAGUACCUGGCCAAAGAGGGGGUGGCAAUGCCCGUCAACAGUGAGAAACACCAACUGGUGAAGAGAACGCUGGAGCUUUGGUUGUCAGGCAAGGCUGCGGUUGAUGAACCUUGUCGAGGAGCGACAUCUGAUGCCACAUACUUGAAGUUUGAGGUGGGCUUUGACCCACAGGUCCUCGGCCAGCAGUUCUGCCAGUGGUUCUUCCAGCUCUUGAACAGUCAGAACCCCUCACUGGGCCAACAGCCUCAGGACUGGGGACCACAACACUUCUGGCCAGACGUGAAGCUGUGUCUCCUCUCUAGAACUGACAGUGAACAAAUAGAUGAGUUCCUGGGUGCUGAACUGGUUAGUCGUCGUCUCCUGGCCUUAACCAGGGAAGAACAUCUCCUCCUCAGCCCCAACCUGGAGCCCCGUGGCCUUAGGGCCCUCGCCUCCCCACAUGGCUUGGUGCUGGUGGCCGUUGCGGGAACCAUCCACAGAGAUGCAGCCUGUCUGGGCGUCUUUGAGCAAAUAUUUGGCCUCAUCCGCUCCCCGCUGGAAAAUAACAGCUGGAAGAUCAAAUUUGUCAAUCUGAAAAUCAGAGGGCAGGAUGCUCUGGGCGACACAGAGGUGACUGCGCCUGCCUUGACUUAUAACUCCAGUGAACUGCAGCUUCUCUGCAGUUGAUGACACUCUUUCUUUUACCCUCUCUACUCAUCACUCACCUAACUUGCCCAAGCACGUUUACCCAAGACAUUGUUUUCAAAGACUGGGAACAGCAGACGAACAGUCAGGUCAGGUUGUAAAGGUAGGUGGACACUGUUGCAUCUAAAUCUUGGGAGGCAUAUUGAUGAUGUAACAUAAAAAAAAUGGGAAAAGGUUUCCUUAUUGUUUUUCUGCUUUGCAGAAAAUGUAACUCCCUGCUGCUUUGUAUUGUGGAAACAGUUUGCUUCAAAUAUACUGUACUUUAAUGCAAAGCAUAUUGUGCUUUGGUGGCCUGUGCCUUUUGUAAGAUAAAAUAUAAAUACAGACAUGCUCUUGUAAAUAUGUAUCAUAUCAAAUAUACAGAUUUAUUAACA